This is a messenger RNA of Patiria miniata (bat star), 3197 nucleotides long. RefSeq lists its product as uncharacterized. The coding region runs from base 142 to 2247 and encodes 701 amino acids. The transcript has 18 exons. The record is from RefSeq and is a predicted model, not a curated record. Lineage: Eukaryota; Metazoa; Echinodermata; Asteroidea; Valvatida; Asterinidae.
GUUCCAGAUUUUAUUCAAAUUUAACUUGCAAAUGGCUUAUUGCUUAUGACUGGUCCAUGGCGGAAUUUUGCUUAUCCCAUUAAAAGGUGAAAUUCUGCUGAGCAGGCCUGUAAAAUUUGAUUCUCAUUGGUUACUUUUCUCAUGCUCAGAGUUAGCCUGGUGAGCCAGAGGCACAGCCCUGCCGUGGUGGUUCAGCAGGUGAGGGAGUCAGGACUACAGACUAAUAUAGCCCCCGGUCAGACUCUACCAGUUUCUGUGACUUUCAAAUGGCAGACACAAGAACGAGAUGUUCAAGGAUGCACGGGUGAGACAUCAUUUGUUCUGGAGGUAACUUCACAGGGAAGUGGCUCCAAGCAGUUGACUGUUACAUUGAGGUGUCGCAAAGCGGGAGAGUCCUUUCUCUUCACUUUCCUUGAUCACGAUGGCUCAGUCCAGCUUGCUGCUGCCAUUCAACCGUUAGAGGAUUGCCCUAAUAAUGUUUGCCCGGUGUUAAUAAGUCUUCAUGGCACAGGAGUUGGUGCUCAAAAUCAAGCUGAUGGGUAUAAAAGAAUGCAAGAUGGUAGAUGGAUCUUUGGACUGGAAACAGCAUGGGUUUUAGCACCCACUAGGCAUGGUGCUCACAACUGGGAGGGACCAGGAGCUCUAACAGCGAUGACAGCAUUGGAGAUCUUGCAAAAGUUGACCCAAGACUCCGCUUGGAUACCGAACAAGGCCGAUGCCCAACGUGUCAUCUUUGCAGGUCACUCAAUGGGAGGUCACGGAGCGUGGCAUCUAGCAACCCACUACCCUGACCGGGCCCUCGCUGUCAUCUCAUUGGCUGGCUGGAUCAAAAAGGAGGAAUACGGUGACAGCAAUUUGUUUUUUCGGCAUGAUUUGAGUACAAGCUAUACAGAUCCUGCCAUCAAAGCAAUUAUGGAGGCUUGUGUUGCCGAAAAUGAUGCAGACAAACAUGCUUCUAAUCUGAAGGGAAUUCCAGUUCUGGCAAGAAUUGGUGCACAGGAUCGAACGGUGCAUCCAUACUUUGUAAGGCGAAUGGUUCGACUUCUGAAAGAAGCAGAUGUGAACACAACCUACAGUGAGAUAGCAGGCAAGGAGCAUUGGUGGUGGGAUACGUGGAAAACCAAUGAUGGGGGUGCAGUCAACGACCCCCAACUACGCAACUUCACCAACCAAGUUGCCAGGCGGUCGUGGGAAGGCACCCAUGUAGCAUCGUCUUGUACUACGGACACCUGCACAUCCGGGGAAUUGUCACCCUCAGCCCCCAGCAUUGGAAAGCAGAGAUACAGUCAGAAAGGAGUGCCAGACUUGAUAGAAGAGGGGGAGACAGAUUAUACACUCAGUGUGGUGAACCCAGCGUUGGGGGAGGGACUUUUUGGGGUUCGAGUCCUGCGACAGAAGGUGCCAUUUAGAAUGAGCACAGUGCAAAUACGUUUCAGUGGCAAGCAGGCCCGUCUCACAACAGGCAAUGUGGCAGCUCUUAGUUUUUCUGAAGUUGGCCGUCUCUUGCUGCCUUGGAGAGAACGAGAGAUUCAGGUUGAUGGCCAACAGCAUUGCUUUCAUGGCACUGGGGAACCAAAACAAGAAAUGAGAAUUUGCCGGAAUGACAAGGGUUCGUGGGAUGUCUACAGUGAAGACCCAUUGGCAUCUUUGACACACCGAGGUCCUGCCAACCUUGGGCCAGCCAGGAGGGUAGCUGAAAAUCCGUUCCUCAUUGUAUCAGGGACAAGGGAUAAAUCUCUGAGUGCCAAACUGCUGCAGUUGGCCGUUUACGUCGCAAACCUCUUCUACCUUACCUCGGAUACGGUUGCCAUGGUAACGCAGGACCACACGCUGAGCGAGGAGAUUGCAGCUUCACACAAUCUGAUCGUCAUUGGUGGGCCGUCUGAAAAUUCAUGGGCACAGACGUUCCUGAACAUGGUACCUCUGACAGCAACUGAAAAUGGCCUUGAGCUUGGCGAUUGUGUAUUCAAAGAGAAGAGAACUGGGGCCCUGUUUCUGGCUCCCCAUCACGACGGUAGACUUGCCUUGGUCCUGAUGGGGAACUCCCUCCAAGGAAUCGAAGAUGUGGUGCAUCUGGCUAGCCCCACCAUCCCACCCAUGACACGCUCCCCUUUCUCAAACCUGAUCCCAGACUUUGUCCUGACCGGCCCAGGGUUUGGAUCCAAGGGACCCGGCGGAUACCUAUGCACAGGCUUCUGGGGAAACCAUUGGGACUUCAGACAAGAACUGGUUUCCUGUACGUGCUGAAUCUGAAUGAGAGGUUAGAACCUCUGCACUUUUAUCAAAGCAGGAGGUAUGAUGGGUUCGAGUCAUCAGUGGCGUAAAUCCAAGCCGACGACUGGGGGUUGGAGUGGGGGAUGAUGCGCUGCAAUCCUGAAACUUUCUUAGACAAGAAAAGCGCGGGGAAUUGGGGGACUGGACACCACUUGUUACUAGCUGAUGCUGUUCAUAGUCUGUUCAGAGCCGUAUAUAGAGGGAGCUGCGACGUGAAGUACUUUUUUUUCUGUGAUCCCGUGAUUUGUGGAUGCCAUUUUGGGUCAAAUUGGCAACAAAUUAAUCGGAAACUUUGCUGGGCUGUUGUGCCUUGGGAUUCAGCAAUCGGUAAGACAAAGGAUUUAAACUUUUGUUAGGGUAAUCAAAAGCGAGUUACUUUCAUGCGGAAACAUCUGUCCAGCCUUGGACUGAACGAAAAUCACAAGUUUACAGAUUAACUACAACAUAUUCCAUGUGACUGACACAGCAUUUGUCAUUCACGAAUGUACGAGAUGAGUGUUAGCACGUGUACACGGCACGAGAACAACACUGUCGACGUGACAGAAGAUUAGAAAAACUGGUUACUAGGCACUACGCAAGCUGAGUUGGAUCCCAAAUUGGGUCCAAAUUGGUACUUUCAUAACUCUCGCUAGCGGCGGUGUACAAGCAGUCUAGUCAUAUAUGGAUACAUAAUAUGUACAUUAUGAGCGCUUCACUCAAUUCUUUUAGUUGUGUAAAUUUAACUUACUUUCUUGAGUAGUUUCAACGAUGUUUUGUUUGGUUUUUUGUUCAGCUCACAAAUCUAUAGUGGAAUGAUCCAAUUAUCCAUCCCCAAAAGGUGGGGAAUGUAUCCUCUGUCACCCCGGAUUUAAAGGUAAAGGGGACGCACCCUUAUUAAAUUUAUUUAAUAAAUAAAUAAAUAAUAAAUAAACCUGUGUUCACAG